CCUGUUUACUAUCACAUCCAUGCCGGCGGCGGCGGGACGGUGAAUUUAACUUUGCGUUGAUAUUUUCACCUUUUAAUCCAAAAUUUAAUAAGGUUUAACCAUGCAACCUUUAUCACUAAACACUAAAGGCGAUGCACAAAUCGAUUUGAACCAAGUUCGGAUAGAUAUUCUGCACGGAAUACGGGAAUGCAGUGACCGUGGAUUAACCCAAACCACUAAGUGGCUUGCUGAAUUAAAUUACGCAUUGAGAGACCAUAAAAUAACUCACGAGGAGCCUAGCGGUGCUUACGACGACGGUAUACUGCAAGAAGAAAAGGAAUCUUAUACGCUGGCAAAGAGUUACUUUGACUGUCAGGAAUAUGAUAGAGCUGCUAAUUUCAUUGAAAAUUGCACAAGUCCCAAGUGCGUAUUCCUUCUCAAAUACUCACAGUACAUGUCGAGUGAAAAGAAAAGAUUGGAUAAUAAUGUAGACUUAGGAUCAGAGAACACCGAGUCAACACAAGUACUGAUUGACUUACUUUCAUUUUUUAAGGCCAACCGCAACAAUCUAGAUGGGUAUUUACUCUAUCUGGAAGGCGUAGUCCUAAAGAAGUUAGAUCUUCGAGGGCAAGCUGUAACCAUCCUCCAAGCAGCAAUAGCUGCUGCUCCAACUCUCUGGGCUGCUUGGGUAGAACUGGCAGGCUUAGCCAAUGAAUAUGAAGCAUUGGAUGCUCUACAACUCCCAAAACACUGGAUGAUGUACUUCUUUGCUGCUCAUGCAUUUGUGGAGCUAAAACUCUCUGAUCAGGCCCUUGAGGCAUAUACAGCGCUGGCUGCAGCUGGGUUCCAUAAAAGCACUUAUAUUACUGCUCAAAUGGCCAUUGCUCAUCAUGACAGGAGAGAUGUAGACUCAUCAUUAGCAUUGUUCCGAGAACUGUGUCAAGUUGACCCCUACAGACUGGAUAAUUGGGAUGUAUAUUCUCAUCUAUUAUAUUUGAAAGAGAAGCGGAUGGACCUCGCCAAACUGGCCCAGAGAGCUGUCUCCAUUAACAAGUAUAGAGUUGAAACUUGCUGUGUUAUAGGAAACUACUACAGUCUAAGAAAUGAGCAUCAGAAAGCAGUAGUGAACUUCCAAAGAGCACUAGCUUUGGACCCACAGUAUCUUUCAGCUUGGAUCCUCAUGGGGCAUGAGUUUAUUGAACUACAGAAUUCAAAUGCUGCUAUACAGUGCUACAGACAGGCUAUUGACGUAAAUAGAAAUGAUUAUAGAGCUUGGAAUGGUCUUGGCCAAGCAUAUGAAAUACUUGGUCUGAACGGGUACUGCAUAUAUUACUAUUCGAGGGCUGCACAGCUGAAGCCCGACGACUCUAGAAUGCUAGUCUCAUUAGGAGAAGCUUAUGAGAAGAUGGAUAAAAUACCCAACGCCUUGAAGUGUUACUAUAAAGCUCAUAGUACAGGAGAUAUUGAGGGCAUGGCUCUGUUCAAAUUGGCCAAAUUAUACGAGAAAUGCAACAUGCCGAACAGCGCAGCAGCUGCGUAUACGGCGGCGUGUCAGGAUCCUGUGAACGCUGGCAGCAAGGAGUUACCAGUGGCGCUGCGAUAUCUCGCGCAAUAUUAUCUCCGUUUCACAUUACUGGACCGCGCAGCUCACUAUGCCUAUAAAUGCUUGGAGCAUGAGAGUAUAAAAGAAGCUGGGAAAAAUAUUUUAAAAACUAUAUCAGAAAAGCGGCUCUCGGCACCAUCGUCGCCACCUGCUACCCUUCCGGACUACUUGCCCGAAGCUAUAAAAAGCGCAUCAAUAGUAUCAACGUCACAUGCCACUCCAAAAACACCAUUGCCCAGCCUCAAUGCCACCCCUGACAACUUUUCGACUCCAGUAUUUUCGAGAAAUAAUAAAUAUAAAAUGUGAUUAACCUAACACUUUGUAAAUAUAAAGUUAUUUUAAAGGCUGAACCAGUGUUUAGUGAAAGCAACUGUUUCUAAAAUAAUAAAUGCAAGAAUAGGUACCAUAACUUAUAUUUUUUAUGAAACUCAUAAGUAAAAUUAAAAUGCAUUUAAUUUAUUUAAAAAAAUGUAAUAGUGGUUAAAAUUUACACCUUUUUUAUACAAGUUAACAGAUCUCAGUGCUGAAAUAGUAAAAAAAAACAAUUACAUUCAACUAAAUAAAUAGUCAAGUGCGUUAAAUAUGAAAAUAAAAUUGUUCAAGUUAGCUCAUUGAAAAUAAAAAAUUACUGAUUACAAUCACAGACGAAGCAAAUAAUAGUUUGAGAGCUUUUCCCACAUAUUGGGUACUAUUAAUGAGGAUAAAAGACUUUGUUCCAUUAAAAC
Molecule: messenger RNA, 2307 nt
Organism: Hyposmocoma kahamanoa
Lineage: Eukaryota; Metazoa; Arthropoda; Insecta; Lepidoptera; Cosmopterigidae
Product: cell division cycle protein 23 homolog
Exons: 9
Coding region: 101-1888 (595 amino acids)
Biological process (GO): cell division
Cellular component (GO): anaphase-promoting complex
Molecular function (GO): protein binding
Source: RefSeq, a predicted model, not a curated record